Tachyglossus aculeatus (Australian echidna) is the source of this 2374-nucleotide messenger RNA. RefSeq names its product acyl-CoA synthetase bubblegum family member 2 (gene ACSBG2). Lineage: Eukaryota; Metazoa; Chordata; Mammalia; Monotremata; Tachyglossidae. The record is from RefSeq and is a predicted model, not a curated record. The coding region runs from base 35 to 2209 and encodes 724 amino acids. The transcript is spliced from 16 exons. Gene Ontology annotation, molecular function: long-chain fatty acid-CoA ligase activity. Gene Ontology annotation, cellular component: membrane; endoplasmic reticulum.
GGGACGAUCCGACGGGCUUCUCCUGCGGGGAAUCAUGCUGACUGAACCUGAUGUGUGUGCUGGGGUUGCAGACUGUAACACCCCUCAGGUGUAUCUGAAAUCUUAUACUACUUUUUCCAAUGAUGCCUCCUUGAAUGAAGUGCAAGUGGGAUCCUGCUCUAGUUGGGUGGAGAACGCCAUCCAAACUCCUGAAGACUCUGAGCGGAAUCAAGAAAAGGAAACUCAGGAGGAACCAUCUCAACUAAAAAUGAGUAAAGGGAAAGCUGUUCCGGGUCUGUGGACCACUCAACGCAACGGAGAAGUCUCCCUGCGGCUGGAGGAGUAUGAGAUUGCCAAUGUUCCUCCAAAGACUGUUCAUGAAAUGUUUGAAGAAUCUGUCAGGAGAUAUGGCAACUACAUAGCUCUCGGGUCGAAGAAGGGAGAUAGUUGGCACAAGUUAACUUACAAGCAAUACUACAUGGAAUGCCGAAAGGCUGCCAGAGCCUUCCUUAAGUUGGGAUUGGAGCGCUAUCAUGGUGUUGGAAUCCUGGGAUUUAAUUCAGCCGAAUGGCUUAUUGCUGAUGUUGGAGCCAUUUUGGCAGGAGGCUUGGCUGUCGGCAUCUAUACGACCAACUCUGCCGAAGCCUGUCAUUACGUUGCGGAACACUCUGAGGCCAACAUUCUGGUUGUGGAAAACGACAAGCAGCUUCAAAAAAUCCUGGAGGUUCAGAGCAGGUUGAAGCACCUGAAAGCCAUUGUCCAGUACCAAGAAGAGGUUAAAGAGAAGAGACCAAAUUUGUAUUCUUGGGCUGAGUUUCUCGCUCUUGCUGACGAGGUCCCAGACUCCCAGCUUGACCAAAUCAUUGAAAGCCAGAAGCCUACUCAGUGCUGCAUGUUGAUCUACACUUCAGGAACCACAGGGCAGCCAAAGGGAGUCAUGCUGAGCCAAGACAAUAUCACCUGGACCUCGUUGGCAGCCACCCAAGAUUUUCAACUGGGUUAUCCCCCAGAUAACCAAGAGGCUGUGGUGAGCUAUCUGCCCCUCAGCCACAUAGCAGCGCAGAUGAUGGAUGUCUGGUUACCGAUGAAGGUCGGAGCCUCCACCUACUUUGCCCAGCCGGAUGCACUGAAGGGCUCACUGGUGGAGACGUUACGGGAAGUGAGACCUACGUGUUUCUUGGGGGUCCCGCGUGUCUGGGAAAAAAUGGAGGAGAAGAUGAAGGCUACUGGUGCCAAAUCCUCUGCCCUUAAAAGGAAAGUGGCUGUAUGGGCGAAGGAAGUUGGCUUGCAAACAAACCUAAGACGGAUGAAUGGGUCAACUGAGCUUUCUGUGAACUUCCGUCUGGCAAAGCACUUCGUGUAUAAGAAGGUGAAGAAGGCUCUGGGCCUGGACCGCUGCCGCCUGUGUUUCAGUGGGGCUGCUCCCAUGACUAAAGAGACUAUCGAAUUCUUCUUGAGUCUUAACAUUCCCAUCUGUGAGCUGUAUGGCAUGAGUGAGAGUACUGGACCACAUUCCGUCUCCAGGCCAAGUUCCUUUAAAAUUAUGAGCUGUGGGAAAUCGAUGCUUGGCUGCAAGACCAAACUCCAUAAUGUGGAUGCAGAAGAAACUGGAGAGAUCUGCUUCUGGGGCAGACACGUCUUUAUGGGCUAUCUGAACAUGGAGGACAAGACUAAAGAGGUCCUAGACACGAAGGGUUGGUUGCAGUCUGGAGACUUGGGAAAGCAGGACAAGAAUGGAUUCCUGUACAUCACUGGCAGGAUUAAAGAACUCAUCAUUACUGCUGGUGGUGAGAAUGUCCCUCCAGUUCCAAUUGAGGAUUUAGUCAAAGAACAACUUCCAAUUAUUAGUUAUGCCAUGUUGGUUGGGGACAAGGCCAAGUUCCUGAGCAUGCUUUUAACACUCAAGUGCCAGGUUCAUCCAGAUACCAGCGAGCCAGAGGACCUGCUCACCCCGGAAGCUGUCGAGUACUGUCACAAGCUGGGUAGCAAGGCUACCAAAGUGUCGGAUAUUGUGGGUGGCAAGGACAAGCUGGUCUUCGCAGCGAUACAGAAGGGCAUUGAUGCGGUCAAUGAAAAGGCCAUCUCCAAUGCCCAGAAGAUUCAGAAGUGGACCAUCUUGGAGAAGGACUUCUCAGUUUUCGGCGGCGAACUAGGUCCAACCAUGAAACUGAAGAGGCCAAUUGUGGUGAAGAUGUACAAAGACCAAAUCAAUAGCUUCUACUCUGAGUAGCCACAGUUUCUCAUGAUGGAAGUAAAUAGAAAGCUCCACAAGGAUGAUGUUACCCAAGCCGAGCUGGAUCCAGCAGUGGAGAAAAGAUCCCAACAGUUGUUCAUAGGCUAGUCAGCAGAUACAUCCUCUAGUUCCACCUCCCAUAUCAAUAAAACAGGCUUGAAG